Messenger RNA from Klebsormidium nitens, 2649 nucleotides. The record is from the annotation of a GenBank genome assembly. Lineage: Eukaryota; Viridiplantae; Streptophyta; Klebsormidiophyceae; Klebsormidiales; Klebsormidiaceae.
AUGGUUGAGGCCAUGGCAGAGCCUGUGGCCGCCACCGGAGCGCGGUCCAGCUCUCCAGGCAAGGGGCCGGCAGAGUUGAAAAGCAGGCCAUCCAGCAAGAAUAUGAGCAGGCCUUCUAGCAACGGUUCGGUAAAGCGCGCGUCGGGGCUGAGAGAGUCGCUCAACGGGACGCCGUCAAGACGGCCAUCGACUUUGGGGAAAGGCAGGCCAAGCAGCCGGGAGAAGGGUUCCAAGGGGGCCACUAGGGUGUCACAGGAGAAUGGGGUGUCGCUAGACAGUCUGGUGGAGAGACCAAAGCCGGUCGCGGGAGUGGAGAGCUUGUUCUUGACAGGGACCACGUUGAAGAUCAUUGGUUUGGAGGGAGAACUAGGCUCGGAUGCCCUGAAGGAGCUCCCACUUAAAGUGCUGCUAGACGACAUCCAGUUCAGGGGCGCGAUCUCUGACUUCCACCCAAUUAGGGAGAAGCUGAAGAAUUAUGUUGGAGAAAGCGUCCUUCUCCGAUACAAUGGGGAUGACAGAUAUGGGGAUGGCAAUAACUUUGAGGUGUGCACAACGGCAGAGACAAAGGCUGCAUUGGAAAACGAGCUGGCUGAAAGGUUGGCCGCAGCCGCUGCGGCAGAGGCGGCAAAUUUGGAGGAAGAAAAGGCAGGCAAGAAGAAGAAGAAGGUCUUGUCCAAGCCAUGGACAAGCCUGGGCAGCGAGCAGGACAUAGCAGAGGAAGCGGUGCAACCAACCAGGGACCAGAUCGACAUGCUCAUCUCACGGAAACGGCGAGAAUUUGGACGCCCGGCGCGGCUGUCGGACAAGGACGCGCACGAGCUGUGGAACUCGAGCCACAUGGAGUGCCGUCCGUACAAGGACGCUACGUUUACCAAACGGCGCAUGGAGCACGAUAAGGGCACGCAGGCGAUCCCCGCCGUGCAAGAAGCCGCAGCGCAGACCAAUAGGGUCCGGCUGCAGAACCUCGCGGUGCAGUACGCGCCGCACGACCUGGACGCGGUGGCGAAGCAGCGGCUGUCGGAUGUGGUGCAGACUGAAGCGUGGCUAGAUACGUCGCACCCCUUCCGAAACCCUGCGCUGACGUCAUCUCCCUUUUUCCACAGGGUCCGGCUGCAGAACCGCGCGGUGCAGUACGCGCCGCACGACCUGGACUCGGUGGCGAAGCAGCGGCUGGCGGGCAGCGGCGCGAUGCGCGACUUUCUGGGGGCGGUGACGCCGCGGUACGAGCUGGCGCUGCAGCAGAACGAGGUGCUGGACAUCUUUGAGGACGAGUUUGCGAACCUGGCGGACGACGAGGGGGGGGCGGGCAGCAGCAAGAGCAACAGUGCCAUCACGGAGUACCAGUCGUUCACGGACCUCGUGUACAACAAAGGUCGCGUCGUAUCUGCUAUUGACUGGCUGCCCAACCGCAAGGGCGUCAUCGCGGUCGCGGCCGCGGAGCCCGCCUCCUUCGCAGAGCGCGUCGAAACCUCCGGGCGCGUGCACACGUCAGCGGUCCUCGUCUGGAACUUCACCGACCCCAUCCACCCCCAGUUUGUCCUAGAGUCUCCCUCGGACGUCCUCACCUUCCGCUUCAACCCCUCCAAGCCGGACCUCAUCGCCGGCGGCUGCUAUAACGGUCAGGUGAUCGCGUGGGACACGGCGUCGAUCCAGGAGCAGGUGUUCCGCAAGGAGAAGCGCGGGGGCGACGACGAGGACCGCGCGGAGCGCGACGGCUCGCACGUGCCGGUCGUGAAGCAUUUAAUGCUGAGCAGCCUGGACGCGAGCCACGCGCUGCCGGUCGCCGAUUUACACUGGCUCCCCGGGCACACCGAAGUGGACGCCCGGGGAAAAGUGUCGGUGAACAAGGCCGGGGAGACGAACGUGUUUGGAACGAUAGCGCCAGACGGCCGGCUGCUCUUUUGGGACGUCCGAAUAAAGCCGGACCGCCGAAGCACUCCCCCAAAGGCGACCGCGACGGCCCCCCGGGGUCCAGCGGCCCCAGCAGUAGAAGAGUGGACGUGGAGCCCGGUGUUCGAGAUCCGGAUGAACCGGGUGGAGGGGUCCGGGCAACUGGGGGGCGUGCGGGUCGAGCUGUCGCGGCUGGCGUCGGGGAGCACGCAAUUUGUCUGUGGGGCGGAGGACGGCCAAGUCGUGUUCGCGGACCUGUCCCCCCUGGUCCCCCCGGAGCACGGCGAGGCGCCCAACUACGUGCGUGCGUCGGCCGACGCGCACUGCGGGCACGUGCGCGCGCUGCAGCGCUCGCCCGCGUUCGAUGACGUCAUCAUGACGGUGGGCGACUGGACGUUCAAGCUGUGGCGCGAGGGCAGCGCGCGCCCGAUCUUCGAGUCGCCGUGCGCGGACGCGUACAUCACGUGCGCGCUCUGGAGCCCCUCGCGGCCGGCCGUCAUCUACCUGGGGCUGCAGGACGGCAGCAUCCAGGUGUGGGACUUUCUGGACCGCAGCAACGAGCCGUUCAUGGUGGUCCCCGCGAGCGCGGCCGCGGUCACGUGCCUCGAGUUUUGGAACCAGGCGUCGCCGCAGCUGCUGGGCGUGGGCGACGCGCAGGGUAUCCUGCACAUCAUGGAGAUCCCGCGCAGCCUGCGCCGGCCGCUGCACAAGGAGGCAAGCGGCUCUAGACUUUACAGGGAUCAGACCUCGGUGUUUUAA